Molecule: messenger RNA, 3930 nt
Organism: Penicillium daleae
Lineage: Eukaryota; Fungi; Ascomycota; Eurotiomycetes; Eurotiales; Aspergillaceae
Exons: 5
Coding region: 1-3930 (1309 amino acids)
Biological process (GO): protein desumoylation
Cellular component (GO): cytoplasm; nucleus
Molecular function (GO): SUMO-specific endopeptidase activity
Source: RefSeq, a predicted model, not a curated record
AUGUCUUCAUUCUUCCAAAGUCUGAGCGCGGCUUUUGCCUCCUUCAACUCCUCGCCGCGUCGUCCCCGAAGUGACGAUCCUCAACGGCCGCUAGACCAACACCGCCGCAGUUCGCUCUCCCAGCAGCGCGCCCAUUCUCCCUCCCCACGCCGUCGUGCCCCGCCAUCACCGACUGCUGGAUCGUGCCGGCGUAUAAAGCGAGCGAAGAACGAGUUCUCUUUGGGCUUGGACGAGGACGACGAGCACCGGUUUGAUCUCAGUUUCGAUUCACCGCGCGAUAUCGCUGCUCCGCAGUGCCUGGUAGAUAUGCCUUCGCAAUACCGCCCCGCCAGCAGACCGUCGCUGAUAAACCCUGCGCACAGGCUGGGCGACCAUUCGCAGAUGUUGAACAAGGAUGAGGAAGAUGAGGCUCGCCUGUUUGGUGGCGCGACUUACCGGUAUGAGCCCGGAGCCCUGAGCUCUCGUCGACCUGGGCCCAAAGGUGCACUCGAAAUCAAACCUGGAUCUAUUCGGGCAAUGAGGAAAAAACCGGGUGCUUCCGCGGCGUUUCAGCCCACCGACAGGAUAUCUCAUGCGCGUGAGAGUGGACCAGUCCGCUCAUCAGGGAAGCCCAAGAAUGAUGAUGCGUCCGUCAACAGGAAUUAUCGGCAAUUGGAGGAUCAUGAAUUCCAGGACUCGGGCCGGCCUAACAAGCGGCGACGCCAAGAGGGCCAAAGACCAACUGACCUUACGCACAACGAUGCAGCUGGUUCAGUGACAUCUGAGGUCUCGGCUUCUGGACAUCGGUCGUCCCGACUUUCCCCAGGCUCAAACCUUUCCACAUCAAACAUCAGAAGCAGGGGCCGUCCUCCCUUCGUUUCCGAAUAUCGGGGCGUGGAAGCCAUCCUCGAACGGACACCCCACCCUCACGCGAGACAUCGUUUGCCAUCGAAUGCUAGCUCUGUGGACGAAAUUUUUACCUGGGAAGCUGCUGCUCAGCGGCGCUCCUCUGGCUCUGCUGUCGGCUACGGUGACAGACAUCACAAGCAAACCUCUCUUAACUCGCCCAAGUCAAAACGCGCUCCACUAGGGACUAUCGAGAUACUUGAUCCCGCAGAGAAGCAUCCUGAGGAUAUUCACCCCCACACUGAGAGAAAGCCCUUGACUCCGUCAAAAAAACGGCUGGUUGCUUCUGACUCUGGCGAUAGCCCGGAUGAACUGCAAGGUGAGGUGACGACUCGCCCGCCUCCGAAGCAUCUUGCAGAGAAACAUAUCCAGAAACCCCGCCAAAGACCAGAAGAGCCCAUUGUUCUGUCUCCUUCACGGAAACGUUCGCCGUCUGACAUUGAGCCCACACCGUUCUUGCCAUCUCGCAAGAAGAAAAUGGUCAAGCGCGGGCAGCAGGACCCGGAAUUUCGCGCUCUUUCCAUUCAGUCUAUUCGUUUUGGCCCUAUUCAUAACUCUGUUGAGGAAGGAGAAGCAGUCAUCUAUAUGUGCCCUGAUAAGAUCAUGCUUGGGAAAGACAUCACCAGUGACAGGCAAGAAGAGGUCCUUUUCCGUCAUGUGAGCGCCACUCUUCAGGCAGACAACAGCAGGAAAGUGCGUUUGCAGUUGAAUCAUUACCAAGGAGCCCCAGGUUCCAAUGUCGACAUUCAGUUCUCCCUGAGGAGCAACAAAGACGCGUUCGUGGAUCAAAUGAGGGAAGGCGGUGGCAAAGUCCAUGAUAAAGAGCCGAAAUGGCUGGACGACGCUUUCUCUAGAUAUGAUCAUGAAAUGCGUCAGCGUCUCAACCCCGUCAGGUCCCCUUUACAGGAAAUUACCGAACCCGAGCCAGCACCGCCGACGUCCACCCCUGUCCAACACACUACUAAAGGCAAAAAGCUUUCUUCAUUGUUGGAAGGCUCUGCCAGCGAGUCUGAUAGACAACUCCAGGAUCGAAACAAGGUUGAACAUCAAGAGGGUUCCAAGUCCACGAGUACCGUCGAACCGGGGCAAGGGACAAAGGAAACGCCGAAAGCAAUGGAAGUGGGAGUCGAAAUUCCAGUGAAAAGGUUCAAUCCGAAAGAUUCUGGCGAACCCGAGACGCGACGGUCAACAAGAAACACGACGCGAUGGAAAGAAAGACUGGAUGACGACGCCCCUCCUGCGAACAAAUCCGACCCCGCCCUGGCAAACGACCCAUUCCGAAAGAACUGGAAAACCCCCUUGGUUUACCCCAAGAUCGGCAAGAAGAAAGAGGAAGUCAACGUCGAUGACCGUGAUCGACUCCGCGAGAAUGAGUUCCUGAAUGACAACCUGAUCGCCUUUUACAUACGCUUCUUGCAAGAUCACCUCGAACGUACCAACCCGGACGUCGCGAAACGGGUCUACUUUUUCAACACUUACUUCUUCGCGACGCUUACGAAUAAGGGCUCUCGAGUGAUCAAUUAUGAAGGGGUUAAAAAGUGGACGAGGUACACUGAUCUCUUCAGCUACGAUUAUAUCGUCGUUCCUAUCAAUCAGAAUGCGCAUUGGUACGUUGCUAUCAUUUGUAACCUACCUAGUCUGGCGCUGGGUCCUGCAAAGAGCUCGGAGGCUUCCUCUGCACCGGCCAGUGACAAGGAGUCUCCUCGUCAACCAGCAAAGGAAGUGCAAGAGAUUCCCGAGUCCCCCGAACCUGAACCAGUCACUUCCUCAGCCAGAAUUUCCGACGAAGAGUCAGUGAAGGAACAAAAACCGGCAUCCGUGUCUCCACCGUCGGAACAGGCUCGGCAGUCUUUUGCAUCUAUGACUCUUGUAGAAAAGAAGAACGCGCCGGCCAAGGCAGAGCAUCGGGAGAGACUCUCUUCAACGGCCAAAGAAGUAGCGGGUCAUGAAGAAGCUGAUGUCUCGCUUGCCGCCAGCCAGGGCCCCGUGAAACAGCCUGGCAAGGCCAAGGCAAAGUCUCAGAAGAAGAAAGGUGGACUUAAGUUGGACCCUGGCCAGACAGCCAUUAUCACUUUUGACUCGCUCGAUGCCAACCGUUCACCCACGGUAAGGCUCCUACGCGAGUACAUCUGCAAAGAGGCGGCAGAAAAGCGAAAUGUGAAGAUCAGCAAUCCCUUAUCGGAGAUUAAGGGCAUGCGUGCGCAGAAUAUUCCUUUACAGCCCAACUACUCGGACUGCGGGCUGUAUCUACUGGCAUACAUGGAGAACUUUGUGCGCAGCCCUGAUGUGUUUAUCACCAAGGUUCUUCAAAGAGAGAUGAAUGUGGAGGUGGACUGGCCCCCGCUCGGGUCUGGGCUUCUUCGAUUACGCAUGCGGGAUUUCCUUGAUCAGUUGUAUCAGGAACAGGCGAGUGAUCAAAAGGAAGGGUUCAUGGUGGAUCGGCAGCCUAUCUCGUUCUUGCUGGGACCGCCGAGGCUGUUUCAGGAGAACGUCGAGGAAGAGUCGAAGAAGACUGAGAAGGCUGAACCCAUUUCAUCCUCGAGGGUUGAGCAGGAUGCUGGAGAAGGACGAGAGGACGAGCAGCCUUUACACGCAACAGACGAUGCAAGCGAUAUCGAGGCUACAGACAUGCCUGUCCUGGUGCCCACGACUGCAGAGUCCGCCCAAAAACCCAUUAAGCGGACGCUCAAGCCAACUUCACCCGAACCUGCCCAAUUUCGUUCUCCGCUCUGUGAGCGAGAAGUCCAGGAGAUUCCUGACAGCCAGGAGAUCGCUGCUCCUCCCGUCCCAGAACCCAAGGCCGGCCGAGCGGAGAAAAAGAAGUUAAGGCAGGCUAGAUUGGAACUGGCAAGCAGCAAACGCGAGCUCCAGAGGCUCACCACCCCUGACAACACUGGUGCGCAAAGCCAUCUAGAACCAUCGACCCGGUUACCCAGAGUUGAGAUCCAAAUUCAACCACCAACAGUCCAAGUCCCGGAAACACCACCACGAAAAGAACCGAAGCGUGUACGGCAAAGCCCGCGAGGCUUGGCUCGAAAGGAUUGA